GGUUGUGUAUCUCGUCUUCGCUGCAUCGGGCAGGACCUUGCACAACUCCUUUCAAAUAGUGACCCAUUAUCCACAGAUCCGACCUGCCGCCUGCUUGUUAAACCCUUCUGUUUUGUAGUGUUGUUUCUUCCAUCCCCAGAAGCACUCUCAUUGCGGCACUUCAGCGCCGGGUUCCCCAUUUUUAAAAGGUAUAUAUUCAUCACCACUUUUGGGGAGUAACGGCAGUCGGCACCGUCUAAGUGUUUUGUGGAGCCCUCUGACAUCAUUAGCCCAGCGAUUCUUUUUUCGUUUUCUCCUUCGCCCCUUCACAUAUUAUUAUUCUUCACAUUUGAGACCGCCGCCGCGAACACAGAUAUUUACACUCUCUUAUCUCUCUUACUAGGUGGCUAUGCCGAUGUUGUCUGAUGACUCCAUCGCGCUGCAGGACGAGUGGAUUCUGCAGCUUGGUGGGACCGUGUCGGAGCUGCAGAGCGUCGCUGGUGAAGCAUGCCGGCACCACGAAGGCUACUUAGCCGCACUGGGCCGCAUGGGCGAGCUGUACGCACACUGUGGACGACUCAUGGUGCGGGCGAACAACCCUGUUCUUGCCGCGCCGCACCUAAUAGACGCCGCCGCCGACGCAAGGCGGGUUGCCACGCAGCUGCAGCUGUCGAUUGACCAGUGGCGGCACUCGUCCGACGAGCUGGCACUGCGCUCUUUUCUUCAAAACCAGCAGGCGCAGUGGAAGAUGUGGGAGGACGAGGUGCAGCGGUCUGUGGCGCACCACAAGCGGCGACUGACCCACUCGCGCACCAUCGCCGAGGUGCGGCAGAACGUGAAAGCCGCCGAGAAGAGGAACAAAUACAUGGGGGAGGAGCUCAAGUUUCAACUCGAGCAGCUCGAAGCAGCGCGGAAGCCGAUGGAUGUGAAGGUGCAGAAGGAAAUAGAAGAGAAUGCGAAGCUGUGCAGCAAAGACCUCAUAAAAUUCGGAAUCGAGUUCAUCGACCAAAUGUCGAAGAGCGGGCAGAUGUGUGCGGUUAGCUUUCAACCGAUCGGUUUCGCAGAUGUCGCGGUCAGCGCAGCGAAGGUAGUCAACGGCUCUGCAAGUUCGCGAAGCGCGCCGACGGAAUCUGUGCUGGGCGUUGUGCUGCAUCGACCGUCUCCGCGCGAUGUGGUGGAUGACGGCGCCGAAACUGUCGACGGCGUCAGCUACACGCGGAGUUACACCUACCAGCGCGACAGCACCCGGAGCUCACAGGUGGCUCCAUCGUUGCUUCCUAAUCGUCCCAGCACGAGCUAA
Molecule: messenger RNA, 1279 nt
Organism: Leptomonas pyrrhocoris
Lineage: Eukaryota; Euglenozoa; Kinetoplastea; Trypanosomatida; Trypanosomatidae
Exons: 1
Coding region: 389-1279 (296 amino acids)
Source: RefSeq, a predicted model, not a curated record